This is a messenger RNA of Ceraceosorus guamensis, 1102 nucleotides long. RefSeq names its product putative PUP2-20S proteasome subunit. Gene Ontology annotation, cellular component: nucleus; proteasome core complex, alpha-subunit complex; proteasome core complex. The transcript has 5 exons. The record is from RefSeq and is a predicted model, not a curated record. NCBI's taxonomy places the organism in Eukaryota, Fungi, Basidiomycota, Exobasidiomycetes, Ceraceosorales, Ceraceosoraceae. Gene Ontology annotation, biological process: proteasome-mediated ubiquitin-dependent protein catabolic process. The coding region runs from base 276 to 1028 and encodes 250 amino acids.
CGGAUUUCUGGAUGAAUCACGAAUUGUGAAUCGUGAAUCGAGUCGUGAGUGGUGAGCAGCUUUCUUUGGGAAGGGCGCGCAUGACAUUCGUGAUCGUGAGCGACAGCAACCUGAACAAGCAAUCCUGCCAUCCACGUUCAUUCACCAUCGGCAAGCUCUCUCAAGUGGCUGACGAAGCACAGCAGCACAAUUCGUGAUUGCAAUACGCAUCCAUCAAGCGCUCGCGUUCAUCAAGUCGAUCGAUCUCUACCUCCGAGCGAAAGCUCUCUGCCGAAAUGUUCGCUAAUCGCGAUGGCUACGACCGCGGCGUCAACACCUUCUCGCCGGAAGGUCGUCUGUUCCAAGUAGAGUAUGCUCUGGAAGCCAUCAAGCUAGGAAGCACCACUUUGGGCAUCGCUGUACCAGAGGGUGUGGUGCUGGGAGUGGAAAAGAGGGUACAGAGCAGUCUUUUGGAAAAGAGCAGCAUCGAGAAGAUCAUGGAGAUUGACGCUCAUGUGGGAUGCGCCAUGAGUGGUCUGACGGCGGAUGCUAGGACCAUGAUCGAACAUGCUAGAGUCACGAGUCAGAACCACGCUUUUACGUUCGAUGAGGAGAUCAAAGUGUCCAGCGUCACUCAAGCAGUGUGCGAUCUGGCGUUGCGUUUCGGAGAGAGCACCGAGGAUGACGAGGCGAUGAUGUCUCGGCCGUUUGGUGUGGCGCUCCUCUUGGCGGGAAUCGAUGUCAAGGGACCACAAUUGUUCCACGCCGAUCCUUCAGGAACGAUGGUGAGGUAUGACGCCAAAGCGAUCGGAUCAGGCUCGGAAGGUGCUCAGGCAGAAUUGCAGGACAAGUACAAAAAGGACAUGUCAUUGAGGGAUGCGUCUCUCUUGACCCUUAGAGUGCUCAAACAGGUCAUGGAAGAGAAGCUAGACGAACACAAUGUUCAACUCGCCCUUGUCACGCCUCGCACUGCAAAGGAUGGCAGGCAGUCGGGACAAUUCAGAAUCUUGCCAGAGAGCGAGCUCAAGGAUCUUGUAGCGGCCAUGUAAGCUACCUCUUGCACAAACGCUCGUGCAAUGAUGAGUCACAGGUCAAAUUCAUCGAAUUUCAUUAGCAUCGGAAU